Molecule: messenger RNA, 2599 nt
Organism: Megalops cyprinoides (Indo-Pacific tarpon)
Lineage: Eukaryota; Metazoa; Chordata; Actinopteri; Elopiformes; Megalopidae
Gene: noc3l
Product: NOC3-like DNA replication regulator
Exons: 21
Coding region: 157-2571 (804 amino acids)
Biological process (GO): DNA replication initiation
Cellular component (GO): nucleolus
Molecular function (GO): chromatin binding
Source: RefSeq, a predicted model, not a curated record
CACGUGUGUGGCAUUACUUGCUGCACUAAGUCUGCGUCUUGGUGGUAACUGUAUUGAUAAUAUUGGUUAGUACAUAGCAUAAAGCUAUAACGUAUGAAUAAUCAUAUAUUGUAAGCAGAGUAUCAUCGGUUGGUUUCUGGGGACGGUUUAUUCAAAAUGGGACCGCCGAGGAGCAAGAAGAGGAAGCCAAGCUUCCGUAAGUUGCUGAAAACAAGCAACGUGAAGCUUGAAAACAAACUGAAGAACCGUCAGUUCAAGCAGCAAAGCACUGCCAAAAAGUACCGCAAGGAACAGAAGAAACUCCGUCAAGCUCUGAAAGAUGCGUCCGGCAGAAUCCCAGAGCCCCUGGAGCGCUACAAGAAAAAGCCAGAGGAGGAAGAAGAUGAGGAGGAGUUUGAGGAGUCCCUUCCAGUUGACAUGAUGGAUGAGGAUGACCUGGAGCAGAUGAAGGCCAUGGCCCAGAAAGCCUCCUUCCUCACCAGAGACCUCUCUUCUUGCGAGCCAGUGCACGCAAAAAAACGCAAGUCGGACAACGUCGUGGAGUCGUACGAGAAGAUGCCACGGAAGAUGCAGAGGCAGGAGGAGAAGGAAGUGAUCCACCUCCUGCCAAUCAAGGACAAGACGGGCAUUAUCCCUCAGACCAUGGAGAAACCAGUUGUGCGGAAAGCAGAGGAAGAGGAGGAGGUAGAGGGUGAGCCAGCAGAGGAUGACAGUUCUCAGUACGUACUCGAGACUGAGGCAAUGUCUGCUCUGAGCCCUCAGCAACAGCUGCAGCUGCGUAGACAAAGGCUGGAGGACAGGAAGCUGCGCAUCGCUGGGUUGGGCUCAGCCAUCCUGUCAGACCCCAUCAGCAACAUUAAGAGGUUGAAGGAGCUGCGCUCUAUGCUGAUGGAAACAGACCCUUGUGUUGCUGUGACGGUGAGAAAGCUGGUCAUGGUCUCUCUGAUGGAGGUCUUCAAGGACAUUGUUCCCUCCUACAGAAUCAGGCCAUUAACAGAGGCUGAAAAAGCUACAAAGGUGAAAAAAGACACUCAGCAGCUGCGUGAGUUUGAAGAGGGCCUCGUCAGCCAGUACAAAUUCUACCUGGAGAAUCUGGAGCAAACAGUGAAAGAUUGGAAACAGAAGAAGAGGAAGAGGAGCGAGGCGGUGUCCCUGCAGGCCUACAAGGGCCUGGCGGAGGUGGCCAUCAGGUGCACCUGCGAGCUUCUGGUGGCGCUGCCGCACUUUAACUUCCACAACAACAUCAUCGUCAUGGUGGUGCCCCUGAUGAACGACCCCUCCAAGAAGGUGUCUGACAUGUGCUGCGAAGCUGUGAGGAAGCUGCUUAGACAGGACAAAGUGGGCCACGCGUCUUUAGGAAUGGUAAAGGUCAUCUCUGGCCUGGUGAAGAGCAGGAACUACGAGGUCAGGCCAGAGGUUCUGAAAACCCUUCUGUGCUUGAGAAUAAAGGAGGUUGAAAUGAAGAAAGAUGCUGAGGACAUCGCCCCUAAAAAGAAAUUCAUGACCUUUAAGGAGAAGAGGAAGAACCUGUCAAGAAUGCAGAGGAAGUGGAAGAAAGCAGAGGAGAAGCUGGAGAAGGAACUCCUGGAGGCCGAGGCGUCGGAAAGCAAAGAAAAGAAGCUGAAGCUGCACACAGAGACGCUGAACAUUGUGUUCCUCAUAUACUUCAGGAUACUGAAGAAAGCCCAGAAGUCCGUUCUGCUUCCCUCUGUCUUAGAGGGCCUUGCAAAGUUUGCCCACCUCAUAAAUCUGGAGUUCUUUGACGAUUUGUUGACGGUGCUCCAUAACCUCAUCGAAUCAGGGGAUCUGUCCUACCGGGAGAGCCUCCACUGUAUUCAGACGUCCUUCACCAUCCUCUCUGGUCAAGGCGAUGUCCUCAACAUCGACCCCUUAAAGUUCUACAGCCACUUGUACAAAACGCUCUUCCUCCUGCACGCAGGAGCGUCGAACGAGGACGUCGCCAUCGUGCUGCAGUGCCUGGACGUCAUGCUGGCGAAGCGGCGGAAGCAGGUCACCCUGCAGAGGGCGCUGGCCUUCGUCAAGCGGCUGAGCACGCUCAGUCUGCACGUGCUGCCCAACUCCAGUGUGGGCAUCCUGGCGUCCAACAGGACGCUGAUGCACACCUUCCCCAAGUGUGACAUCCUGCUGGAUAACGAGGCCCAGGGCAGUGGCGUGUACCUGCCGGAAAUGGACGAGCCGGAGUACUGCAAUCCUCACAACACUGCACUGUGGGAGCUGCACACAGUCAGGAGACACUACCAUCCCGUGGUGAGGAAGUUUGCGUUUCACCUCAUGGCAGGAGCUCCCAGUGAAGGCUCUGGUGCACUCAACACAGAGCUCAGCAGGAGGUCCCCAGUAGAUUUGUUUGAAGAUUACAGUGCCAAGGACAUGACAUUCAACCCUCCUGUGUCAGCACCCUCCACAAAGAAAAAGGAUCACUUCACGACAGGUCAUGCGUUAUUGGAUGACAAGUUGAGGAAACAGAUCGAUGAUAUUCUCCAAACAGAAGCCGCCCCCGCAGGGUUGGACUUUGCCACAGAUCUAAGGCACAAAGGCGAAGUUCACACUUAAAAUGGAACCUCACACCAAUAACUGGAGG